UCCAGCUAUACACCUCACGGGCAAGACCCGGAGGAGCGGCCCCAGCUAGAAGACAAGGCAGCUGUGACCUUGUUGCGCAUGCGCCUUCAGUGACCCCGGCUUGAGGUGACGGCGCGAGCUGAGGCGGGGACCCUUGGCGCGGAGGCUGAGGGACCCGCCGCGGAGCUGUCGCCGGAGAGGGAGGGCACCGCUGCCGUCGGCCAGAAGCCAAGGAGCCCUCAGUGACUGUGGGAUCCACGACAUCACAUCGCUGUCCCCACUGAGCCAGGGCAGCGCCAACACCAGCUCAGACAAGGACGGAACCGCUGGACUCCAGGUUGCUUGCCUGGGAGUAGGAGAAAUCCACCUGCUGGGGGCUGAGCGUGGCCUGAGGGACAGGCCCUGGAUCCAGGGAUGCCCCUGCCCGAGCCCAGCGAGCAGGAGGGCGAGAGUGUGAAGGCUGGCCAAGAGCCGUCCCCCGAGCCAGGCACAGAAGUCGUCCCGGCAGCCCCCAGGAAGCCCAGAAAGUUCUCCAAACUGGUCCUGCUCACAGCCUCCAAAGACAGCACCAAGGUGGCGGGGGCCAAACGCAAGGGCGUGCACUGUGUCAUGUCCUUGGGGGUGCCCGGCCCCGCCACCCUUGCCAAGGCCCUCCUCCAGAUCCACCCCGAGGCCCAGCGGGCCAUUGAGGCAGCCCCUCAAGAGCCUGAGCAGAAACGCAGCAGGCAGGACCCAGAGGCAGACAGAACAGAAGACAGUGGAUUAGGAGCGGGGCCUCCUGAGGCUGCUGGGGAGAACUCCGCCCCCUGCCCUGUGGCAACUGGCAAGUCCCUGUAACCUUGACAACAGUGCAUCCUCCCAGGCCACCAAUCCAGCCAUAGGCUCAUCUCUGUCCGCAGGGCUUCUGGGGCCCAAUCGGUGAAUCUUUGCUUUCAACAUUGUGUAAUUUCUUUCUUUCUUUUCUUUUUAGAUCAAGUAUAAGUUACUUUUGUAAGCAGAAAAGUACUUUCAAACAAGAAUAAAAGAAGCUGUUUGCUAGACCCCAUAA
Molecule: messenger RNA, 1027 nt
Organism: Piliocolobus tephrosceles (Ugandan red Colobus)
Lineage: Eukaryota; Metazoa; Chordata; Mammalia; Primates; Cercopithecidae
Gene: FLYWCH2
Product: FLYWCH family member 2
Exons: 4
Coding region: 394-816 (140 amino acids)
Source: RefSeq, a predicted model, not a curated record